This is a messenger RNA of Vespula vulgaris, 1826 nucleotides long. RefSeq names its product putative neutral sphingomyelinase (gene nSMase). Bases 251 to 1432 code for a protein of 393 amino acids. Gene Ontology annotation, molecular function: sphingomyelin phosphodiesterase activity. NCBI's taxonomy places the organism in Eukaryota, Metazoa, Arthropoda, Insecta, Hymenoptera, Vespidae. The record is from RefSeq and is a predicted model, not a curated record. Gene Ontology annotation, cellular component: cytoplasm. The transcript is spliced from 6 exons.
AGAUCUAUAUAACCAACUGUCUACAUCACAAAAAUUAUAUAGGUGAAUAUGCUGAUGAUAUCAAAACACAAUAGUAACGUGUUGUGACCGUUAUAAAAAUGAUGAAAAGUGUUGAUGUGACAUGCUUAUAUUAAACACUACAAAUAAAGUUGUUAUUUAGAAAUCUACUUGAUUGAAAACUAAUUACAGUGAAAUUAUAUAUGUAACGUAUUAGAGGUUAUAAUUAUUAUUUUUUUCAUAUCAAUUUUCAAUGAUGUCACGUGAGGCUACUAUUAAUUUUUUAACAUUAAAUUGUUGGGGUAUUCCAUAUGUUUCAAAAAAUAAAAAAAUUCGUAUGGAAGCAAUUGCUGAAAAGCUUUCUACUGAAGAAUAUGAUAUAAUAUCAUUACAAGAAGUUUGGUCUAUUGAUGACUUUCAAAUGAUUAAAACUAAAGUACAAGAAAAACUUCCAUAUUCGCAUUAUUUUCAUAGCGGUGUUCUAGGAUCUGGGGUUUGUAUCUUCUCUAAAUAUUGUAUUGAAGAUGUAAUGUUUCAUAGGUGGCCUUUAAAUGGCUAUUUUCACAAAAUACAUCAUGGUGAUUGGUUUGGUGGUAAAGGUGUUGGCCUUUGUAAGAUAAAAGUUGAGGAUAUCAAUGUCAAUAUUUAUGCUGCACAUUUACAUGCAGAAUAUAAUAAAGAACACGAUGAGUAUGCAUCACAUAGAGUUUUGCAAGCAUUUGAUACAGCACAAUUUAUUAGAAUGACAAGCGGUGGUUCAGAUGCUGUGAUAUUAGGUGGUGAUCUUAAUGCUGAGCCACAAGAUUUAGCUUAUAGAAUUAUAUGCGGCGUUGCUGGCUUAGCAGAUGCUUGCUCAAAUAACUUCACUAAUAUUGGGACCAAUGAAUGUGCCAAAAAUAGUUAUACAAGUACAAGAAUUGCAAGAAAGUAUCCAGAAGGAAAACGCAUAGACCAUAUUUUAUAUUUAUGUUCGCCAAAUUUUAAGGUUAACGUAACAAAUUAUCAACAACCUUUUCCUGAAAGAGUACCUAAUAAAAAUUGUAGUUAUUCAGAUCAUGAGGCUAUUAUGGCAAGUUUGAAAUUAACAGAUGGCAUGUAUAAAAUUGAUAAUAUUGAUAUAAGAGAAUCCUUACAAGAAGCAAUUAGAAUAUGUGAAUCUGCCAUGAUAUCUGUACGUUAUCAGUGUUUCUGGUAUUUACUAGCUGUGUUUUUACUUAUUGUACCUAUAAUUUGGUCAAUGGGAUUAGAUUCUACUACUACAUCCAUAGGUAUAUGUAUAGGUCUUAAUAUAGGUCGCUUAGUUUUGACUGCAUUACUGUGUUAUGCUUUAUUUAUGAGUUUUAUAUGGAAUAGUGUAGAAAGGAAUGCUCUGAAAGCAGGUUGUUUAGCAAUGAAGAUUCAUUUAAUUCAAUUAACUAAUAGAUUAUCUAACUAAAACAUUUGCAUAUAUUUUAUAUUUUUACUAAUUCAAAGGCUGUACUAAUGAUAUAAUCAAAGAAAAAUUAAUAUUAAUAUAAAAUAUAUUUUUAACGUAUAUAAGUACACCAUACACAUUUUUGACAAUAAAUAAAAGUAUACAUUUCUAAAUUACCAUUAUAUACCAUCUUAUAGUAUGUUUUAUAUGAUAACUGUCAUUUUUAUUAGACUAUUCGAUAAUAUAUCUUAUUUUGUUUAGAUAUAUGCUAUAUUGCUGAGUUUGAUAAUAUAUAUAUAUAAUAUAUAAAAGUAUAAUUAAUAAUAAUAAUUAAAUAAAUUGUGUGUGUGUAUGUGUGGUAAGAUAAAGUCUAACUAAGAUGAUUAUUAAAUAUAAUAAAUUUAGAUUGAGUAUA